Molecule: messenger RNA, 594 nt
Organism: Desarmillaria tabescens
Lineage: Eukaryota; Fungi; Basidiomycota; Agaricomycetes; Agaricales; Physalacriaceae
Exons: 1
Coding region: 1-594 (197 amino acids)
Source: RefSeq, a predicted model, not a curated record
AUGGCGCUCUGUGGACGAGUUGGUGACCAAAAUGAAUGCCUUCCGCCUUGCUUCGAAUCGUUCUUUUUGCAGAGGGGCAUAUUUCCGAUCAGUUCCAUGUGCGAGGAGGAACGGGACACACCGUCGACCUCGAGUGACGACGAUGAGAUGCUCCAACUGUCCAUCUCCAUCCAGCAGCAGUCGCUCAGCACGGUUGCGUCAAAUGUCCACAUUCUGUGUUACUCGCUCUGGUAUCUGGCCGGUGGUGACAAGCGCGAGCGUAUACGCUCCUUUAAACACAAGAUACCACUUAUUUUUCUUCGGAAGCAUGAGGCUUUGCGUAAGCGUGCUCAAGGUAUUGCUAAGAUGAUGGAAUGGGACACCACUAUUGAUCCUCUGAUGCUCGACGGCCCUGUCAAAAGGGAUCUAAUCAAGGAAGCUUGCGAGGUGGGUGGAUGCGACGUUAAUAUCGUGACCUUCAAGGGCGGAUGGCUGGAACCUGCCUACUGGUUGGCGAGAUUGUGGAAAGCUGCUGGAGAGGUGCCAGUCGACAAGCAGAAAUGGGAUAAGGCAGUGGCUGCAACUGCAGAUAUCGAGUAUUUAUCAAUUAUUUAA